Messenger RNA from Colletotrichum destructivum, 2384 nucleotides. RefSeq names its product Putative tetratricopeptide-like helical domain superfamily. Lineage: Eukaryota; Fungi; Ascomycota; Sordariomycetes; Glomerellales; Glomerellaceae. Gene Ontology annotation, biological process: anaphase-promoting complex-dependent catabolic process; protein ubiquitination; cell division. The record is from RefSeq and is a predicted model, not a curated record. Gene Ontology annotation, molecular function: protein binding. Gene Ontology annotation, cellular component: anaphase-promoting complex; cytoplasm. Bases 164 to 2011 code for a protein of 615 amino acids. The transcript has 2 exons.
CCAAUUCCUGCCCAUCAUCCAAAGAAAAGAAAGUCCAUCACGACGCGACGCGCUUACCUCACCAAGGAUCGACAUCAACGUCCUCUCAAGAACCCACUGACGUCGACUGCAAACUCACCGACCUCGUCCUCGGCAUGCCCCCGAAAUAGCCCGUUGCCUCGACAUGGAAAAGUUCCUGCGGGAAUGGAGGCAGGAUGCCCUGAACAAGGCCCAGUACGAUUCCGCCAUAUUCAUCGGCGAUAAGCUGCUGGCCCUAACGAACGAUGAUAAGGACGCUUUCUGGCUGGCUCAAGUGCACUUCGCGACCGGCAACUAUACCCGCGCCCAGACAUUCCUCGCCAAACAGGACCUUGUCGCCCGCAACGUUUCCUGCCGAUACCUGGGCGCACAUUGCCUCGUUAAACAAUCGAGAUUCGACGAGGCAUUGGCCGUCCUCGGCGAGCGAAACCCGACCCACCUCAUCAACAAUGUGAGCAACAAGCGCAAGACGAACGCGGCACCCCUGGGACGGGCGGUAGGCCAAAGGGCCAGGGUGGCUCGUGACGAGGCUGCCGAGGAGGAGGCUACAAAUAGGAAGUACGAGGCCGCCAUGUGCUACCUGCGAGGCAUCUGCUACUCCAAGCAGAACGCCUUUGACCGGGCCAAGGAGUGCUACAAGGACGCUGUGCGGAUCGACGUGCAGUGCUUUGAGGCGUUCCAGCAGCUCAUGACGAACGCCCUGCUGUCGCCGGACGAGGAGUGGGCGUUCCUCGAGUCGCUCGACUUUGACUCCAUCACCGUUUCAGGGGACGUCUCGUCGUCUCAGGAAGCGGCAGAGUUCACCAAGAUGCUGUACACGACGCGGCUUUCCAAGUAUCGGGAACCGUCGGCCUUUACCGCGGCGUGCGACUCGCUGUCGACGCACUAUCGGUUGGCGGACAACCCCGAUCUGAUGCUCGCCAAGGCCGAUCUUUUGUACACGCAAUGCCGGUAUCGGGAUGCUCUCGCCAUCACAGAGUCGAUCCUGCAGGAAGACAAGUACAACUUCAGCGUGCACCCACUGCACUUGGCAUGUCUGUAUCAACUAAAGAUGAAGAAUGCGCUAUUCCUGGUGUCUCACGACCUUGCAGACAACCACCCAGAGGAACCCUGCUCGUGGUUAGCUGUCGGCAUAUAUUAUUUUUCCAUCGACAAGAUUGCGGAAGCGCGGCGGUAUUUUAGCAAGGCCAGCAUGAUGGAUGCACACUUUGGUCCUGCGUGGAUCGGCUUCGCACACACAUUUGCCGCCGAGGGCGAACACGAUCAGGCCAUUUCGGCCUACUCAACGGCGGCGAGGUUAUUCAUGGGUACACACUUGCCACAAGUGUUUUUGGGCAUGCAGAACCACGCACUUAACAAUAUGACGCUGGCGGAAGAGUUUCUCAAGACAGCGUACGGUCUGUGCAAGACGGACCCCUUACUGUUGAACGAAAUGGGCGUCGUCAAGUACCACCAGGAUAAGCCGCAGGAGGCUGUUCAAUUUUUCCGGGCGGCAUUGAAAAUCGCCGCCGAGAUUGACUCGGACCCACAGGCAUGGCUAUCCCCAAGGACGAACCUCGCACACGCUUACCGUCGCCUGCGGCUCUGGAAGGAUGCACACAUGGAGUUUGACGAGGUCCUGCGCCAGGGCGGCAAGGACGCCGCAAUUUUCUGUGCCAAGGCACUCAUCUAUCUGGAAGAGGGACGCCCCGAGAAGGCCAUUGUACCGCUGCACGAAGCCCUCGCCAUUAACCCACAAGAUGGUAUUGCAACAGAGCUGUUGAACAAGGCACUCGAGGAGACAACGACUAUCGACUUUGCAGAUGGUGACGAGCUGGAGGCUUUCGAGCAGGAGCUUGAGUCGGGAAAGGCCGUCGCCAGGGAGCGAGUGUCGAACAAGCUGCCGAAGCUGCGGCGGGAUGCCAAAGGCAAGGCCAAGGUCGGUCGGACACAGGUACUUGUAGACGAGGACGAGAAGGGGGAGAGCCUGAUGGAGAUGACUGACGAUGAUUAGCCUCCAGGGGCAGUAAUGUAAGACAUGGCGUUAUGGUGGGAAGGGAGUGGGUUACCGGAUAUCGGUUAAAAAGUGUUGAUUAGAUUAAUGGGGUGCAUGGUCGCCAUGAUUUGCUGUUGAAGGUGAACUGCGUCUGGGUGAGGAUACCAACUCGCUGACUGACUGGCGUUCAUGUCGGGGGGAGGGGCUGGUAACCUCGAAGGCAGACCGCGCUGAGAGGAAGGUAGGUUGAGGCCGAAAUAGGGGCGAAUAAGUCUUUGUGAUGGGCGCUGGAUUGGGCAAAAACUGAAAGAGAUAUGGUCCGUUGAUGUUUUCUCAAUCUUUCAUAGGGCCAACCCCUCGCCCGUACAGCCCUCACGUCCAUGUGUCGUCC